AUGCGCGCCGCUCGUGGCAGAGGCAUGGACUUCUAUAGCCCGCCCGCCGGCAACAUCUCGGCGCCCUUCGGCGCCCCGCAGCCGCCCCAGCCGCUCGGAGGUGCACCCAUGGCGCCUGGGCCAGCGCCCAUGGGAGGCUCCAUCGGGGGCCCCAUGCAGCCGGGAGGCGUCCAGCCUGGGAUAUUCAGCCCAGGGCCGGCGCCGCAGCCCGCGGCCUACGACGAGGGCGACAUCGAGAACGAGCCGCCGCUGCUCGAGGAGCUCGGGAUCAACGUCGAGCACAUCCUCGCGCGCAUCAAGGGCGUGGCCUUCUUCAAGAAGGUCGACCAGGAGGUGCUGUCGGACUUGGACCUGAGCGGCCCGCUGGCCAUCAUCAUGGCGCUCGCGUGCUGCCUGCUCCUGGCUGGAAAGAUCUCCUUCUCGUACCUGUACGGGAUGGGCUUCUCGGGCUCUUCUCGGGCUCCGCGGGAAUCUGGAUGCUGGUGA
Messenger RNA from Prorocentrum cordatum, 486 nucleotides. The record is from the annotation of a GenBank genome assembly. NCBI's taxonomy places the organism in Eukaryota, Dinophyceae, Prorocentrales, Prorocentraceae.